Hibiscus syriacus is the source of this 431-nucleotide messenger RNA. Its product is annotated as non-specific lipid-transfer protein 2-like. The transcript has a single exon. Gene Ontology annotation, biological process: lipid transport. NCBI's taxonomy places the organism in Eukaryota, Viridiplantae, Streptophyta, Magnoliopsida, Malvales, Malvaceae. The record is from RefSeq and is a predicted model, not a curated record. The coding region runs from base 35 to 325 and encodes 96 amino acids.
GCACACAAUACAAUCUUGAGCAGGAAAAGAGAAGAUGAAGAUGGUUUCCUUUGUUGCCUUAUGCGUGGUGGCACUGGCGGUGGUGACGCUUUCGGGUGAAAUUUUCUCGGCGGAGGCAGUCACAUGUGAUCCCAUGCAGCUUAACGCCUGCAUACCGGCGUUCUCGUCGGGGGCGACUCCAACGGCCACAUGUUGCGGCAAGCUGAAGCAGCAGCAGCCAUGCUUUUGUACUUACAUUAAGAACCCGGCUCUUAAACAGUAUGUGAACAGCCCCAACGCUAAAAAAGUUGCUUCCACUUGCGGCGUCCCAUUUCCUAAGUGUUAAAUGUUGCUUAACUAGGGUAUCUGCGAUCUACCGACAGCAAAAAGAAUCUGUUUUUGCUGUCUAAGUACUAUUCUAAAUAAAAGAUUGAUGAGCGGAAGGUAUAAGA